This is a messenger RNA of Erigeron canadensis, 1315 nucleotides long. RefSeq names its product transcription factor BIM1-like. Gene Ontology annotation, biological process: DNA-templated transcription. The record is from RefSeq and is a predicted model, not a curated record. The transcript is spliced from 9 exons. Bases 182 to 1099 code for a protein of 305 amino acids. Gene Ontology annotation, molecular function: protein dimerization activity; DNA-binding transcription factor activity. Lineage: Eukaryota; Viridiplantae; Streptophyta; Magnoliopsida; Asterales; Asteraceae.
GAAGCAGCAGCUAGGGCUUAUUUAAUCCAUCCGUACACUUGUCCUCCGCCUUCUCAUUUCUCCGGCCAAACUCAAAUUAUCCACACCACCACACUCCGUCGUACCGUCUUCCACCGCCGUCGUCCUCAUCUUCACUCCGGCAGCUUCACCUCCAUCUAUCAAUCCUCAACCAUUAAAGCAGAUGGUUAGAACAGUUAAGAAUCAUAAUAAUCAUCAUCAGGAAGAAGAAGAUGAAGAGGAUGAUGAAGAUUAUAUUUCAAGAGCUACUUAUGCUUCCUCACAUAAAGUGAAUGUAGGUGGGAGUGGAAGUGAUCAGAAAAUGGAUUCUUAUCGUUCUAAACAUUCCGAGACCGAGCAGCGCCGAAGAAGCAAAAUUAAUGAGAGAUUUCAGAUUCUGAGGGACCUAAUUCCUGAAAAUGAUCAGAAAAAGGACAGGGCUUCAUUCUUGUUGGAGGUUAUACAGUAUAUCCAGUUUUUGCAAGAAAAGUUGCAGGUGUAUGAAGGAACAUACCAAGGUUGGACUCCAGAACGUUCAAACUUGAUGCCAUGGUUACAGAGAGGAAAUUGUGGAACAGAUAAAUUUGCAGAUCAACCACAACCUCUACAAAGUGGUUCUAUUGAAGAGGGACAUGGUGCCACCCGAGCAGUUUCUGUGGAUAUGCCACUACAUCCAAAUAGAUUUCAAGCCGAGCCUUCUAACACGCCUCAAGGCUCCUUUCCUAAUUUUGAUCCCUUGGCAUCACAUUUACGACCUCAAUUAAUGAAUGCUGCACCUCCUUCGAGUGAGGAUACUAUUUACCACUGCACUUCAGGAGAGCUGGAGGAACCUAGCAUAUCAGAUACCUAUUCCAAAGGGCUGUUGAAUAAUCUGACCCUGACAUUGGGUUCUUCUGGAGUUGACUUGUCACAAGCCAGUAUUGCUGUGCAAUUAGAUAUCAGAAAAGGGACAAGUAGCUAUACAGCUUCGACAUCGUCAGGGGUCAAGGAUCAUGGUAUUCUAUCUCUUGGUAAUCAAGCAACGACACAUUGUGGGGUUAGGAGAGGAGGUGGCAUCUGCAAUCAAGCGCACAAGAGGCCGAGGACGGAAACAAACGAGUAAUUACUUCUUCCUGCUAAUGAUUAUUAUUAAGUAAUUCCUUUACGAAAUAUGGAAGGCUGUUUCACUGUACAUGUCCAGGUUUCUUUUAGAAAAUAGCUUAAAUCUUUUUUGAAAGGAGCUAUGUAUUUACUUUAUUUAUAGUCGUAGGCUCUGGUUGCAAAUUGGAAAAGCUGUUGUUUUGUAUCUAUUUAUGAAUGAAAUUGUUGCCAUUCAAUC